Molecule: messenger RNA, 3462 nt
Organism: Tripterygium wilfordii
Lineage: Eukaryota; Viridiplantae; Streptophyta; Magnoliopsida; Celastrales; Celastraceae
Product: flowering time control protein FPA
Exons: 4
Coding region: 209-2953 (914 amino acids)
Molecular function (GO): RNA binding
Source: RefSeq, a predicted model, not a curated record
GGUAACUGAAUCGCUGCUCAAAUAUCCUAAACGGCUAAACCCUAAAAAAACAAAAACAGAACAAAACAAAAAAACUCCUAACCCUAAUCUCGCAAUUCUCCACAAUGUAUCGGGAUUUCUAAUCUCUCCUAUCUAACCUCAAUCUCUUCUCUCUAUAUCCUCUCCAUCAUAAUCAACCAGACAGAUUCCAGUCUUUCUCUGAAUCGACAUGACUAGUCGAGCCGGAGGAGGAAGCAGGGACCGGUCCCGAAGGGACUACCCAGGGCCGCCGCAGGAGAAGCCUCGCGGCAGCAGUAAUCCGCCGUCGAGGCACCUGUGGGUGGGAAAUCUCCCUCAGAAUAUUGUGGAGAGCGAUUUGGCUCAUUGCUUUUUGCGCUUUGGCGAGCUCGACAGUGUAGCAUUCCUGCCAGGUCGGAGCUAUGCUUUUAUUAAUUUUCAGGGAGAGGAGGAAGCCAUCGCUGCAAUGAGGGCGCUCAAUGGAUUCCCGCUUGCGGGGAAUCCACUUAGGGUUGAGUUUGCAAAGUCGGAUAAGUCAUCAACACCAGUGCCUGGCAAAGAUUACAUGCAACGUAGAGAUGAGCAACGUUCUGCCUCAAGAGGAUCCCCUUUCUCUCAAAGAGAUUCUAGAGCAUCUUAUACUGCUCCGGGCCCUUUUUACCCUGACAAAUCGAAGGCAGGAGAUAGAAAUGGAGAACCUAGUGAGGUGUUAUGGAUAGGUUUUCCUUCUUUAUUAAAAGUAGAUGAGAUGAGUUUAAGGAAAGCCUUCUCCCCUUUUGGUGAGAUUGAGAAGAUUACAGUUUUCCCAGGUCGUACUUAUGCAUUUGUUCAAUUUGGAAAUGUAAUAUCAGCUUGUAGAGCGAAAGAAACACUCCAAGGGAAAUUAUUUGGAAAUCCUCAUGUACUUAUUUGUUUCGCAAGGAGUGAAACCGGCCCAUCCAACAGUGGAAGGGGCUCAAUGAAUGUCCCUCUUUCCCCGCAUUUGAAGUCUGAUAGUCGCCCAGAAUCUUCUGACAACUUUCGGCAAGACCGGAAUUAUGGGAGUUCACAUGGAGAUCCCACCAUUGGAUCUCCUAAUUUUAUCUCAAGUUUGGAUCGUGUAGAUUCUGACAUGUAUGGUUUUAAUAGGAAAGAAGCUUCUUGGAAUAGUGAACAGUGGAGGCCUGGAGACGUUAGGUUUGAACAAGGAUUAGCACAAGAUAUGUAUGAUCGCCAUGGUAGUCCUACCAGGGAAAGAGAUGCUUCCUUCCAUGAUUUUCCUCACAAAUUUCCUCAGAAUAGUUUUUCUUAUGAAGAUCAACCUGACUUACCAGAAGAUACCGAUUACUUUCAUGGAGCCAAGAAGUUGAAGACUGGCACCUUUCCUCCUGAUAGGGAGCUUCCUGAGUAUCCUUCAUCUGAACAGGAGAAACAUAGUUUUCCUAGGGCAUUCUCUGAUUUCCCCCAUCGUGAGACCUUUGACAAGAACAUUGAUGCUAGGUCUCUUGGAUACAAGCAGAUGCCUGACCAUCCAGCUCUACCUCACGGAGACAGAAACGAUCUCUGGAAUGCGCCAUAUGAGAGUUUCCAGGCAGGUUCUGGUUCUUUGCUGUCAAAUCCUGUUGACAGGAAAAGAAUCAUUCCUGAAUCAGACCGAACUUCUUUGAUGGAGUGGAAAUGGGAGGGGACUAUAGCAAAGGGAGGAUCUUCUGUCUGUCGUGCUCGCUGCUUUCCUGUGGGAACAGUCAUGGACAUCAUGUUGCCUGAAUUCUUGGAUUGCACUGCAAGGACUGGUCUAGAUGUGCUUGCAAAGCAUUACUAUCAAGCAGCUAGUGCUUGGGUUGUUUUCUUUGUUCCUCACAGUGACGCUGAUAUUGGAUUAUAUAAUGAAUUCAUGCAUUAUCUGGGCGAGAAGCAACGAGCAGCAGUUGCUAAGUUGGAUGACAAGACCACAUUGUUUCUUGUACCUCCAUCUGAAUUCUCUGAGAAAGUACUGAAAGUACCUGGAAAACUGAGCAUUUCAGGUGUUGUUUUAAGGUUAGAGCAUCCCGGUUCCAGUUCGGCCCCCGUUCACCAUCCAAACGAGAAAAUGGAUAGAAACUUGUUGCCUUUUCAUGUGGAGACAUCAUUUCCAAAUUUAUCAACACCUGCACGACUGUUCCCAUCCAUGACAUCUGUUCCAGAUUCGGGUAAACUGGGAAGCGGCCUAUCAUUUGUGGGGAAUAUGGAUACAUCAACGCCACCUGCAUCUUUCUCAGGUCCAGCCCAUGGUGUUGGACAUCUAUCUGACUCAUAUGGCGAAAACAGGCAUGACUAUCAAGUCCAUCAGCGGAGCUCUGCAUUAGGACCCAACUGGUCUCCUCACCAUAUGCAGAACACAAAUUCUAGUACAGGAAACGUGCCAUCUCAAGGAUCUAACACUUACAUAGAAAAUGGUCAGGAGCAUCACUCAAUCAUGCCAAGACUGGCGCAAGAAACAAGCUCUACUCAUUUAGCAGGAGGAACAAGUACUCAGCUAUUUGGAAAUGGCAAGUCGUCUCAUCAGGAAACCAGCCCUUCGGUUCCUUUAUCUAUGCCUGGUGGGGCUCUGCAACCAGAACAAAUUGCACAGCUGGCAUCAUCUCUUCUUGGGCAACAAAGGCAGUUAGGAAGCAAUUACAAUGUCCCAACAGGAGACGAUAGCAGGCAGACACACACGGCAUAUGGAAUGCAGAAUGAUCAGGGGGCUUCUGAUCCUUCAACAUCACAGUUUGCUCAAGUGCAGCAGCUGCAACAUUGGCAGGCAUCAAAUGUUCCUGCAGCAAUGGCUCCAACUGUUCAAAGAGAAAUUCAGCCCACUGUUCAAGGGAAUUCACAGCUGCAGAGUACUGGAUCACAAGAAGCAGAAGAAGAUCCACAGAAACGCCUCCAAGCAACAUUACAAUUGGCUGCAGCCCUUCUUCAGCAAAUCCAACAGGGAAAAGGAAGUUCAUCAUAGCAGAUGAGUUAUGAUCCAGAUCCAUAGGAUGGCCAUACUCUUCCGAUAAUGCAGUGGAAUGUUUCUGCUAGCAACACUAUGUCUUGCACAUUAAUGUUGUUCUCCUGGUAAUCUCCUUUGCUGUUUUCGGCUUUGCUCUGUUUAGUGAUCUUGCAUAGUCCCUCUUUUGCCCCUCUCUGACAUACUUGACAGAGUCAUUUUAUUGGGUUGAGAGUCAGUCUUUUUUAAAGUUCAGUGGUUGUAAGCACAGGUUUCUAAAUUCAUGGUCUUAUGCAAUUUUCACUUUUUAUGUUGAGAAUUUUGUUGGCAUUUCCUUCCAUGGGCAGCCUAUAUAAGCUGAACUCCGUCGGCUAUGAAUUUUGCCUUCAGAUAGGGAUAUGGGAGACAGUCCAAAUGAAUUUACCCCUUAAAACUGUUUUUCCUAUUGGCAUUACCAUUUCUCAGCCCCCUCCUCCAUCCAACUGUACCAUUGGCUCCGCUGCUAAAUUGAUUAACCAGCUUUGAAUGGA